GAUUAACAUAUGUUGAUAAAAUAAACUAUAAUGUAAAAGGCGUAUUAUCCACUUUGUUUAAGAAAUCAUGAACGUUUAUGCACGCAGGAUCUAAGGACACUAGAUACCCUCUGAUUUCAGGAAAAGAGUAAGAAUUUAAAAAUAGAAAAUGGGAUUCCCGAACUCAAUUUCUAACGUUAAAUUAGAAGCAAGAAACGUAAGAAAAAGAAUAUACAUACAAGGCAAAGGAAAAAAUGAGUGAUUCUGAGUUAUGGAUGGAAAACAACCUCCUGAAAAAAAUGAUUCUUCUAGAAAACAAAAUGGAUGAACUAGAAAAAAAAGAACGUAGCAGAAAAACAAUGGCUGAGCUAGAAGACAGUCUGAAACAAUUUGUGGUUGAUCAAAUAAUGAAAGUAAAAGAACAGCUGCCAACCAUCGUUUCUGAGCAGAACAAGCAAAGCCAAGACAUUAAAGAAAUCAAAUGUGCGGUAAAUCAUUUACAAACAGCAUUUUCAGACAACAGUAAGCUUAAAUAUUUACUUCCAUUUGAAAGAGGCCACUUAAAGUUUAAAGAUAAACCUUCAACGGAAACAGAGGAGGUAUGUAACAAUCGAACGGAAGUCCUGCAGACUCAUUUAGCCAAAGAAAAUGUGAAAUUUCUAAAUUUCAAGAGUGAGUUAGAAAAAGUAAAGUCUCAGAAUGAAAAGAUUAUGUCCUGCCUUAAACUGUGUGAAUCCCCUGAGGAUGAUCUAAGUCAAAAUCCAAAGGGAAAACAUGUUAUUGCUGAGCAUUCAAUAAAAAUUAAAAAUCUAGAAAAGGCCCUAGAACAUUGUAAUAAAAAUCUCAAAAGUGAAAUUGAAAAAUUAUUCCAGAGAAGUGACAAAAGACUUAACAAAACAAAAAAAGAACUAAAGAAGACAAUUGUAGAAGAGAAGAAAGUUUUGUCAGAGCAGAUUAAAAUACUAGAAGAUGAUGUUAAUAACACAUUUGAAAAAUUUGAAGUUGAAAUACAACAAUUACAGCCCCAAAUGGAUGUAACAAACCAGGUAGAGAAACUAAGCUUUGGACUUGACUCCCUUUGUUAUCAAUUAUCAGACCUAGAGGUAAAGAUGACUGAAUUGCAGAUGGACUUUGUCAGAUUGAAAAACUUUCAGGAUUCAUUGGGUAUAAGUCUGUCUGGCACUCAAACCUUCUCUAACAAAGAGGUGAUUACUGUUAUGAUGGAUAUAGGCUCAAAAUAUGAGGUAAUGAAAGCCUUGCUAAUUCAACGUGUGGACAAACUUGAACAUUUAAGGCAACAGUUAGCUAAAUGCAAUAACUCUGUACAAAAACGUGAGGAGCUAGAGAAAAAGCUUGUGCAUUUAACAGCCUGUGUUGAAAAUCUCCAACUUUUUAUAUUAGCUCAAGAUAAACCAAGGGAAGAUUUGUGCCUUCAAGACUUUGACAAAUAUUGGCCAAAAUCUCCAUCAAUGUUUGACUUUUCCCAGCUGAACCUAGAGCACAUCAUACCUAGAAGUGAAUAAUCUCUGGACCACAAUGAUCAUUUCAGAAGACGUAGAACCUGAACUUCUAUAAGUUGCACCAUAUAAAAAUGGUAUUUGAAGCCAUAAGAACAAGUGAUCUGCUUAAUUCAUUCUUGUAAUUCUUGAAUUCAGUAAUGAGAUUAAUAUUGAAUGGAUGGACUCAAGAUUUUGCUCAAUUUUUAAGUUUUGAAAUUCCAGUUUGUUACAUUAUUAUUUCAUUGCCAGUUUCUCUAUGAUUAAGUACAGCACAUUAGUAUAGAAAAUACAAUAAUUAUUUACAUAUCAUAUUAGUAUAGAAAAUACAAGAAUUAUUUACAUAUCCAGUAUUAUCAUUAUACUCUAAAUAUUAGCAAAAUAUCUUUGAGUAAUUAAAUACUGAAAUUAAUUUUUUUGUGUAAUAUUCAUUUAGCAUUUUUUGUAUCAUCAUCAUCACUUAACCCUAAACUUAUGUUAGCUGGUGUUAUGUUUUCAUGAUGUGUUAUGUCUUCAUGGGGUGAUGUUGUCUUCAUGGGAUGAUGUGUCCUAAAGGCAUGAUGUGUCCCUAUGGGGUGAUGUUGUGUCUUAUGGGGGGCUGGGAUCAUGAGCAGAGUCAAAACUCUCCACAUUAGAGUACGGUAUUUAGAAAAUGGCCAGUCAAUUGCUUCACAUUCAUCAAUCAUCUUCUUUCUGUUUUUUUUUGUUUGUACUAAAUUACAACUUCAAUAGUAUAUCUUCUCAAUGCUACUUCUCGCUAGAUUUUUGCUGCUGUGCUGUAAUCUCUUUGUAUUUUUGUUACAUAAUUUGUUUCGUAAUUUUUAUGUGAUCAGAGAUUCAUUUUUCGUUAAUACUUGUUCAAUCAUUUUUAAUACUGGUAUUUUUUUUUGUUUGUUCAAAAUUAUAAUGGUGAAUGUAUAUAAUUUCAUUAGAAAAAUUUUUUGCAUCAUCCAAAUGUGAUUAUUUUGUGAGGUUUUGGAAGAAAAUGAGAAAGGGGCAACAAGGGUGAUAGACAAUUGUUAUCUCUGUUGCUCUCCCCUGCCUCUGCUUUCAUCACUACCAUAUGUCCAUGUUUAUGUUACAUAACUCUCCUCCAUUUCUUGGAAAUAAUGUAAAAAAGUUAUUUAACCCUUAAAGUGCUGAGCAGUUUUACAAUGAGUGCAUACAAAAUGGAAUCACAAUUAUGAUGUAUAGAGGCUAAACUACCUCCCGCGUUUUAAGGGUUAACUUUCAAUUUUUUGUCUCAUAAGCAUAUUCAAUCCUUUUGGAUUUUAUCGCCAUAGUUCAUAGAUCUGAAUAGCUGUCGCAUCUAGCAUUUAAUUUAGGCGUUUUCCUAAGACAAGAAUAAAGUGAAAUUAUUUUCUACCUGAAAACAAGACCUCUUUUCUAUUUCUUUAAUUUUAUUUUAAGUUUGUAGAUUGUUAUUUAAAACCUAAUUUCUAGAUUAACAUGUUUUUAAAAAAACCCAUGUUCUGUUGAUAAUCAUUUACUCAAAUGAUUGGUUAAUAAGCCAUGUUCUGUUGAAAUAUUCAAAUGAUCCUUAAGUUCAACAGCGCUUUCGUAUACAUCUUUUUGCAUUGAUGAUAUAGUACCGAAUUUGUGCUAUUAUUUAAAUCCUCUUUUAAAGAAGAUGAUGUUGAUUGUAAAUUAUCUUUUUAAAUUGUUAUAAUUGGACUCUUUCUAUAAAAAUACAUUAUGUGCACUUAACGAAUGGGAAAAAAAAAAGAUUGUAUACCCGUUUUUAGUCUACUGCUAAACUCAUGAGCUGCAGUCUAUGUGUUGGGAAGAAGGCAAUGUUCGUCUGCUCCUAAUACACUAAGCUUUAUCUCACUUGGGGACAUUAUGGGUAAAGACAUUUGACAAGACAUUUGUUGAACCAUGACCACACGAGCAUUGAAUUUCACAUUACUAACAAGGCCUUCAAAGAGACUUUUUAACCCAUAAUGGCUAAUAGCAUCAUUGUAAAUUCUUCAUUAUUGCCAUUGAAUAUAUUUUGAAUGAAUCAUAAAUAAGGGACGAGACUUCUGAUUGUGCAAUUAUAAAUAUAUUAUCCACUUACUCAUUGUGAUACUUAAUAAUGUUUGUUUUCUAAAUGUAUAUGCAGAUAAGGGAAAGGCACUCAUGUUCAGGUAAAGUAUUUGUUGAUGAACUAUGUGCCUAUUGGACUAUGACAUACUUGCUGAAACAUGUCAUAUUAAUGUGAUCAUUUCAACAGUUUGAUUUUUUUCAAAAUACAUAUUGGAUAGUUAAACCUGUGAACAUUGAAACAGAAAUAAAAGUAUUAUAUAUUAGUUCCAGAUUCAUCUUUUCCUCACACCUGUAUCAAGUGAUAAUAUUUCUCUUGUUGAUGUUGCCUAAUUUAAAGCUCACAUUUUCUUCUUGUUGAUAUUAAACAUUUUGGAUUCAUGGUGGCUGAGUGCUAAAGUGCUUGGCUUCCAUAUCGAGGGGGUCUCAGGUUUCAAUCCAGUUGAAGACAGGAUUUUGAAUUUCAGGAUCUUUAGGGCACCUGAGUCCACCCAGCUCUAAUGGGUAUCUGACCUUAGCUGGGGUGGGAAAGUAAAGAGAACUGGUUGUACUGGCCACACAUGACAACAAUGUGAACCAUGGUCUACAGAAACAGAUGACCUUUCAUCUGCCCCGUAGAUCACAAGGUCUGAAAAGAGUACUUUUCUUAUUGCCCAUUUUAAGGCAGGUUAAUAUAAACAAAUCUAUUAUUAAAUAUACAAACAAUUUUUGUUGACUUGUAUUCUACUUACAAAUGUCUGUUGGUAUGAUAAUGUGAGGUUAUAUAUAGACUUGUUUCCCUUACAUAUAUGUAAGUAUCCUCAGCUAAGUAAACUGUGGGUUAAUAUAAAUAUAAAAAUAGUACUUUGAUCCCAACUUAGAAAUGAAAUCCUUUUUUUUUCUGUAACAGCCACAUUUUAUUUUCAAGGCAAUUUUAUUAAAAUAUAAGUUUUCAACAAAUUUAAAACAUAUGCAACUGAUACAUUUUGUCAGUAAUUUGUUUUGUAACAAUAAUAUUCAUAUUUUUUCAAUAAAAUACAAAACAAGUGCAAUGUAUGUACAACAUAUUUGCUUGAAAGUUUUAGAAUUCAAGAGACUAAAAUAUAAACCAGCAUAAAGUUAAAAUUUAUUAGCAAAACAAAUCAUUUUUAAAAAAUCACACUGACUAAAGCUCUGUAGAAAUAAAUGGAAGCAAUUCUAAAAAAAAAUGUUUAAGUUCUCUCAUUCAGUGUCAAUAAUGUCAAUAAACUUAAUGUGAAAACAUUCAAACCAAACGACUGACUGAAAUAAGAUCACG
Biomphalaria glabrata is the source of this 4776-nucleotide messenger RNA. RefSeq names its product tubulin glycylase 3C-like. The record is from RefSeq and is a predicted model, not a curated record. NCBI's taxonomy places the organism in Eukaryota, Metazoa, Mollusca, Gastropoda, Planorbidae. The transcript is spliced from 7 exons. Bases 234 to 1502 code for a protein of 422 amino acids.